Phlebotomus argentipes is the source of this 1285-nucleotide messenger RNA. It is a transcript of the gene Df31, whose product is annotated as glutamic acid-rich protein. The record is from RefSeq and is a predicted model, not a curated record. Bases 110 to 448 code for a protein of 112 amino acids. Lineage: Eukaryota; Metazoa; Arthropoda; Insecta; Diptera; Psychodidae. The transcript has 3 exons.
UUCAGCGUCGGACAGCGGAAAAAGUAAUACCGUGCGAGUGCGGCUCCUGUGAUUUCACCCAAAAACUCUUUAAAAUUUGUGCGUAAUUCGUUGUGAGAUAAGUGCAAGAAUGGCCGACGUUUCAGUUGAGAACAAUGACGCUCCCGUUGUGGAGAAGGAGGUGGAGGAGGUGGCGGCCCCCAAAGUGACGGAGGAGGAGGAGGAGAAGGGCGCCGUGGAGAAUGGAUCCGAGGAGACGACAGAGAAUGGCUCCGAGGACAAGGAGGACGAAGAGAAGGAGACAAACGGUGACUCAACAGCAACCUCGGAGGCCCUGAAGAGGAAGCCCGAAGAGACAGAGGAGAAAUCCACCGAGGAAGUCGCAACGCCCGAGAAGAAGGCUAAGCUGGAUGAGUCGGCGAAAGAGCCCGAAGUGGUGAAAGAUGCUGAGGCCGAAGUGACGGCAUAAGAUUAAUUUAUAAAGAAAUGCAGAGAGAGAAAGAUCACGAGAGAGAGAGAGAGAAAGUGGGAGUGAAGAGGAGAAAAAAAAAACACCACAAAAAGCUAAAAAAAGAAAAUCAUCCCUUUUAUUAGUAUUACAGAAUAAUAUAUUAUUAUUAAAUGGAGAUGAAACAUUGAAAAUAUGCAAAAGAGCCAAUAAAAUAAGGAUUAUAUAGACAUUAAAGAAGAAGAUGAAAAAAAAAAUUGACAAACAAGUCGAAUCAUGAGGAGUUGUAAAAUGAAUUUGUCAGGAAAAUAUUUGAGUGUGUUGGUGGGACUUCCUUAAUCAAUGAAAACAAGUGUGAAAUCUUUGAAGAAAAAAAAUGAUCAUAUAGAAAUAGUCGAAGUGAAUAGAAGAAUAGUUCAAUGAUUUGUGUGCCCAAAAAGAUAAUCAGGAUAAUGUCUGAAUUUGUAUUGACUAAUAAUUUUUUUUAAUUGAAAAGUCUAACGAAGUUUAAAAUCCUCAAGUUUGCCAAAAAAAAGAAAGAGAAGAAAAUAAUGAAAGGUAGAUUUUUGACAAGAGAAAAUAUAAACCCACUGACGACACAAAUGUUUAAUUCUCUCUUUUUAUGCUCUAAAAUUAACAUUCAGAUUUUUUUUUAAUUAUAUAACCUUUUUGUGAGAAAAAUAAACGAAUUUGAUUCUCUCUACUUAAGUUUUGACACUUUCAUUGGAAGAUACUUAAACAAACCUUUAAGAAAAUAAAACAUGAACUUAUCUUUGGGUCUAUUCGAUGUGAAUUUGUUUUUUGGUGUAGUGGACAAAAAGAAAAACAGAGUAAAUGAGAAAUAUAGUUUUUUUUUUG